Vicia faba (fava bean) is the source of this 390-nucleotide messenger RNA. The record is from the annotation of a GenBank genome assembly. NCBI's taxonomy places the organism in Eukaryota, Viridiplantae, Streptophyta, Magnoliopsida, Fabales, Fabaceae.
AUGUUCCUUAUCUGUAAUCUCAUCCUUGCAUUUCUAGCCAACACCACUUCCUCUUCUUCUGAUUACUUUGACUACUUUCAAUCUCAAUUUUCUAAUGAUUUUGUGGUUGAUAUUGAAGAUGAACAUAAUAAAUUACAAGUGAAGAAAAAGCAAGAAGAAUUUUAUGAACAACUAGUGUCAUCAGAAGAAGAAGGAAGUUCAGAGAAUGAAGCUGCAAUUGAUGAAGAAGAAGAAGAAAGUUCAGAGAAUGAAGCUGCAAUUGAAGAAGAAGAAGAAGAAGAAUUGAGAGAUAUUAAUACAGAUGAACUCAACCGCAAGUUUGAAGAAUUUAUAAGAAAAAUGAAGAAGGAGAUUAUGAUUGAACCCAAAACACACCCAAUUGCAAUCUAG